GCGCCGAGCUGGCGGGCCGGAGAGGUGUCGGCUGGAAAUGGCGGCCGCGGGCUUGGUCGCUGUGGCAGCGGCUGCCGAGUACUCUGGCCCAGUAGCGUCGGGGAGUAACCUCUCCGCCGUUAACUGCGGCCCGAGCUCCGGGGCGGGCCCUGGUCCCGGCCCAGGCUCCUGGAGCCGUUCUCUCGACCGGGCCCUGGAGGAGGCGGCGGUGACCGGGGUGCUGAGCCUGAGCGGCCGGAAACUGAGGGAGUUUCCCCGGGGAGCGGCCAACCACGACCUGACGGACACCACCCGGGCGGACCUGUCACGAAAUCGCCUCUCAGAAAUUCCUAUAGAAGCAUGUCACUUCGUUUCUCUUGAAAAUCUCAACUUGUACCAAAAUUGUAUUCGGUAUAUUCCAGAGGCAAUUCUAAACCUACAGGCUCUAACAUUCUUAAAUAUUAGUCGGAACCAACUGUCAACAUUGCCAGUACACUUGUGUAAUUUGCCAUUGAAAGUCUUAAUUGCUAGUAAUAACAAAUUGGUCUCACUUCCAGAAGAAAUUGGACACCUCAGACAUUUGACAGAACUUGAUGUGAGCUGCAAUGAAAUUCAAACUAUACCUUCCCAAAUGGGUCAUUUGGAGGUGUUGAGAGACCUUAAUAUAAGAAGAAAUCACUUAGUACAUUUGCCCGAAGAGCUAGCAGAAUUGCCUUUGAUACGACUAGAUUUCUCAUGCAAUAAAAUUACAACAAUCCCUGUCUGUUAUCGGAACCUCAGGCACCUACAGGUGAUCACCCUAGAUAACAAUCCACUGCAGUCACCUCCUGCACAGAUAUGUAUAAAAGGCAAAGUCCACAUAUUUAAAUACCUGAAUAUACAAGCUUGUAAGAUUGCUCCAGAUCUGCCAGAUUAUGAUAGAAGACCCUUGGGUUUUGGCUCCUGCCACGAAGAACUGUACUCAGGUCGUCCUUAUGGAGCCCUUGAUUCAGGUUUCAAUAGUGUGGACAGUGGUGAUAAGAGAUGGUCAGGGAAUGAACCUACAGAUGAAUUUUCAGAUCUGCCUCUUCGAGUAGCAGAGAUUACUAAAGAACAAAGACUACGAAGAGAAAGCCAGUACCAGGAGAAUCGCAGCAGUCUAGUGGUAACAAAUGGUGGAGUGGAACAUGAUCUGGAUCAGAUUGACUACAUUGACAGCUGUACUGCAGAGGAAGAAGAGUACGAGGUUAGACAGCCCAAGAGCCUGGACUCAGACAGCCUCAGUUCACAGUUUAUGGCUUAUAUUGAACAACGGCGAAUCUCUCAUGAGGGUUCACCAGUAAAACCAAUAGCCAUUAGGGAGUUUCAGAAAACAGAAGAUAUGAGAAGAUAUUCACAUCAAAACAGGGUUCCAGUUGAGCCAUCUUCUCUCUUGUCAUUGUCACCAAGUCACAAUCAGCUGUCACAUACAAACUUGGAAAUUCACCGGAGGAGAGAACAAUUAGUAGAACAUACUCGAAGAGAGGCACAGCUUGCUGCUCUACAGUAUGAGGAGGAGAAAAUAAGGACCAAGCAGAUUCAGAGAGAUGCUGUCCUGGACUUUGUCAAACAGAAAGCAUCACAAAGUCCACAAAAACAACAAGCCCCCUUAGAUGGUGAGUGUCCCUUCCCACCCAGAAGGUCUCAGCAUACUGAUGAUAGUGCCUUCUGUAUUCGCUUGUCAGGGUUCAGUCAAGUGGACUGUGCUGCUGUUCUGUCUCAUUCCUCUGCCUCUGCACCUCUUAAGGGUGAUGACAGAUCCGGUACCGUGUCAAGUUCACCUACAACAGAAACAGUUCAUCAUUCCCCUGCAUAUUCUUUUCCUGCUGCUACCCAGAGAAAUCAGCCCCUGCGCCCUGAAAGCUUCCUUUUCCGAGCAGGUGUUAGGGCAGAAACAAAUAAAGGUCAUGGUUCACCACUUCUUCAGUCUUCUGCAUCUACCACUGAUUCUACAGAUUCCAUAACAAGGCAGAAUUCAAGACAGAGAGAAGAAGAACUGGAAUUAAUAGAUCAAUUACGGAAACAUAUUGAGUACCGGUUGAAAGUGUCUCUGCCUUGUGAUCUUGGAGCUGCUCUGACUGAUGGUGUAGUUCUUUGCCAUUUGGCCAAUCAUGUGCGACCUCGAUCUGUCCCGAGCAUUCAUGUUCCCUCGCCAGCUGUACCUAAAUUAACAAUGGCAAAAUGCAGACGAAAUGUGGAGAAUUUCUUAGAAGCUUGCAGAAAAAUUGGUGUACCUCAGGACAAUCUUUGUUCCCCUUCCGACAUCCUUCAGCUAAACCUCAGCGUUAAAAGAACUGUUGAAACACUACUUUCUCUUGGGGCACAUUCAGAAGAACCCAGUUUUGUCUGUCUGUCUAUCCAGCUUCUGGGUUUUGUGGCAUUUUAUUGUACUUUAAUGUUAACUCUCUGUAUGCUUUAUUACGGGAUCUUUCCCCUCUAGCUGAAAGAGUGCAUUCCAGUGAUUUUCCACCUCAUUCCUGCGCUUGGGCAAGGAGGUUUGUUUCUCUUUCAGAAUUAUUUACAUAUGUGCUCCCCCCUACCCCCUCCAUUAAAGAGCUAACCAGUAAGGUAGAUGAAACCUCAUGUGUCCAGAUGAGCAGCCCCUCAUGUUAGUAAACGUUUACAGUUGCUCACAAAGGUGAAGACCAGCAUGUUUUCUCCUGGUCAUUCAUCCAUUCUCCCACCUGGUGCCCUGUGCCUCUUACCUUAAAUGCUGAAGCACUUUUACUAAUACAGUCCUAGCUUGUUCUU
Carlito syrichta (Philippine tarsier) is the source of this 2748-nucleotide messenger RNA. RefSeq names its product leucine rich repeats and calponin homology domain containing 3 (gene LRCH3). The transcript has 22 exons. The record is from RefSeq and is a predicted model, not a curated record. Lineage: Eukaryota; Metazoa; Chordata; Mammalia; Primates; Tarsiidae. Gene Ontology annotation, molecular function: protein binding. The coding region runs from base 38 to 2437 and encodes 799 amino acids.